AUGAAAAGUCUUGUAACUGAGCAGCCAGAUGUAGUAGUCUUUGUUCUUAGUCUUAUGUCUUGGAAGGCACUACUGCAGCCCUUGAUCACUGCCUCGACCACGCCGAAUUCCUACCUGUCUGCACCACUAGCGUACUUUGUCUCAUUUCUGAUCUGCUGUAUUAUCUUAUUCCCGUUGGCUCCUCAGUUUUCAGUUUUAGCAUCAAUCAUGGGUUCCUUUAGCAUGUUCACCCGGAUGGCCAUGGGCCUGAAGAAGGUAGGCUCUUUCAAAAAGUCAAAAGUCAUUCAGCAGCAGGAUGCACAAGUUUCACAGACGAAAGGAAAGGUUGUUGAUGUAGUCCAAAAGAAAUUCUCUUCAGAACCCUCAUCGUCCGCAGCCGCCGCCGCCGCGGCACCCGCGCCGGCGCCAUCGAAGGAUGUCGCUGCCGUCGAGCCAGCUGCACCAGUUGUAGCUGUUGUAGCUGAAGCCCCAGUGGUCGAAGCACCCAAGGCUGUCGAACAGGUCCCUACCCAGGUGGUCGAACCAGUUGUUGCAGCUCCCAUUGUUGUUGCAGAGCCCAAGGUCGAAGAGGCCGUGGUUGCUGUGGAGACUAUCGUGGCCGCCCCCGUCCCUGAGCUUAUCGUUGCCCCCACAGCAGAGAUUGUUGAGGAGGUUUCAGUCGUUGAGCCCGUGGUCGAGACCGUCGUCGUGCCCGAAGUUGUUGAGGAGGUCGUGGCCGAGGCCAUCGCCGCCCCCGUCCUUGUUUCAGUUCCCGUCGUCGAGGCUGCCGUUCCUGAGGAAGUCGUUGCUGCCAUCGUUGCCCCUGUAGUCGAAGAGGUCUCAAUCCCAGAGAAGGAAGUCCUCGAAGUCGUCUCAGUUCCUGAAAUCAAGUCCACCGAAGAAGAGGUUGUCGAACAGGUCUCAAUCCCAGAGAAGGAAGUCCUCGCCGUCACCGAACAGGAAGAAUGUAUCCCAAUGUCCACUCAGCUCGCCAUUUUCCCCACCUUCGCCAUGUUUGCCAUGCCAGAGCCAGAGGUUUUCGAGGCUGCCCCUGUUGUCGAAUCGUCCAAGGUCAUUGAGGAAGUUGAUGCACCCGUCACCGAAACCGUCACUGUCACCGAACCCGAGGUUAUUGUCGCUGCUCCCGUCAUCGAGAAAGAGAUUAUCGAAGAGAUUGCCGUUGUCGCCGAGCCCGUUGUCGAGACCGUCACUGUUGCCGAGCCCGAGAUCGUCGAAGAGGUCGCUGCCGAGGUCGAAGAGGUUGUCGAAGUCGCUGCUGCCCCAGUCGAGGAAGUCAUUGAAGUCGCCGCCCCCGUCGAAGAGGUCGUUGAAGUCGCUGCCCCAGUUGAGGAAGUCGCUGCCCCCGUCGAGGAGGUUGUCGAGGCCGUCUCUGUUCCCGAACCCGUCGUUGCUGCUGUUGCCGAGAUCGCUGUUUCCGAGCCAGAGGAAGUCGUAGAGGCUUCCAUCCCUGAGCCUGCCGAAAUCGAAAUGGUUGUCGAAGAGGUCGCUGUCGCCGAACCCGAAGUUGUCGAGAUCGAGCUCCCGGUUGAGGAAGAGGUCAUUGUCGCCGCCGCCCCCGUCGAGGAGGAGGAGAUCGUUGCCGCUGUCGAGGUUGCUGAAGUCGAAUCCGUUGCCGCUGUCGAGAAGAUCGAAAUUGUCCACACUCCAUUCAAUGCCGCCAUGCUCCCCCGCUUCAUGACCCAGACAUACCCCGUCGAGGAGGUUGCCGCCGUCGCCGAGCCAAUUGCUAUCGAAUCCUGCACUGCCCCUGCCGAGUUCGCCGAGCCAAUGCCCGUCAAGCAGCUCUGCUCUUGCCCCUCUGUCGAAUCUUUGAACUCAUCGUACUGUGACUCCAACGCCGCCUCCAACUCUGUAGAUGAUGCCUCCGACAAUGAGUCAAAUACCGAGGAGAUCAUGUCGCCUACCACCGAAUCUGAGACCGAGACCAUCACCUUCGAGGCCCCCGAGAGACCUGUUUCUUGCCCACCCAUGGGAAUCAGCCAGAAGUACAGCAUCCGCGAGAUCCGCGACCCCCGCCUCCAGAAGAACAUCCGCGCCUGGGCCCAGCAGUCCGAGGCCAUGGGAAUGACCGAGGAGACCUCCGCCAGCAACAGCUCCGACUCUGAGAGCCACUCCGAGGAGGGCGACUACGACUACGAGCGCAGCCCACCUCUCAGCCCAAUCAGCAGUGCCGGCGGUAACGACGGCGAGUGGGGCGGUGAGCUCAAGGUCGAGAGCUUGGACAAGAUGGAGACCGUUGUCGAGGUUGAGGCCGUCGAGGAGAUUGAGGCCGCCGUCGAGGAGGUUGAGGCUGUCGAGGCUGUCGAGGAGAAGGCCACCAUCGAGCUUGUUGUACCUGAGGUCGUCAAGACUGAGGUUCCCGAGCUUGUCAUGGAGGUCGCCGAGAAGACCGAGCUGUUUGUUCCCGCCGCACCCGUCGAGAUCGAAGUCCGAGAAGUCGAGAUCGCCGUCCCCGAGCUCCCAGCUGUCAUCGUCGCCGAGAAGGCCGAGGAGAUCCCCACCAUUGAGGAGAUCAUCGCCGCCCCGGUUGUCGAGAAGGUCGAGGAGGUCAUCGCAAUCCAGGAGAUCGUUGAGCCUACACCUGUCGAGAAGUCAAUUGUUGUCAUCGAGGAGGUCCCAGUACCUGUCGAGGAGGCACCAGUAGAAGUCCAGGAGGCCGAGCAGACACUGGAGGUUGUUGAGGCCGUCAAGCCAAAGAACACCCAGGUGCAGAAGAAGAAGAAGAAGCUCUCCAAGAAGGAGCGUCUGAGCAAGGGCGGAAAGAAGAAGGGCGGAAAGAAAUAG
This is a messenger RNA of Morchella sextelata, 2784 nucleotides long. RefSeq lists its product as uncharacterized. The transcript is spliced from 5 exons. Bases 1 to 2784 code for a protein of 927 amino acids. NCBI's taxonomy places the organism in Eukaryota, Fungi, Ascomycota, Pezizomycetes, Pezizales, Morchellaceae. The record is from RefSeq and is a predicted model, not a curated record.